AUGCUUGCAGAAUGGUAUGAUGUACUCAAAGCCGCUCGCUCUGUUCCAUUUCCCCGAGCUUCUCAAGCUCAUUCGCAGCCUGUUUCAGGCUUUGUUGUCACCUUCAGAAAUAUUGAAUUCUCAAAUCUAAAAAUUGGUGUUUAUUAUCGCAUUCACACUUAUUUCUACGACAAGCAUUCCAAAGUGUUUUUUGGAAGACCGUAUUAUGGAGAAUGGCAUCGAUGUGAACAGAAUAUUGUCGACGUGUCUGAUGUUAUAUUUUUCUAUGCUUCAAUAACCGAUGAGACAGUAGCUCUGGUUAUUGAGCUUGUUGAAUGUGAAAACCUAUGUGUUGAUGAACCAAACAUCAAUACAACUGCAUGGACGAUUCAAAAACGAUUUGACGUUCAAGUAAUCAAGCUUCUUAGCACUUUUAGGUUUCAAUUCUAUUAUGGAACACCAAAACAACUAAUUUUCUGCGAUACCAUCUUGGAUCUCAAAGAAAAUCUGCGUAAAACGACGGGAAUAAUUGAGCUUUCUCUACGAGCCGACAAGAAAAUGUUGGAUGUUGCAAACUUUCUGCCAGAGUUCUGCAUUGUUUCAGUUAGUGAGGCUAUUCCGGGUAUAAAAGUUACCUCAAUAGAUUCUUCAAGUACAUUUACGUUUAAAGAAGUCGAUGCUUUUGUUGGUACUCUUACAAAUAUUUCUUUAACCUUUGCUAUGAAUGCAGAACGAUUUGAAGAAGCUUUUAUACAGUUAACUAAUAAUGAUCGGCUUUAUCGCUUGAAUCAGUCUCCGAACAACCAAACUAUCAAAUCUUUACAAAUCCUCGAACGGAGGUUAAAGGUGCUUAUCAUAGGAAAUAUUACUUUUUGCAUUUUUUACUUGAACAAUACAAUUGGUCUACAUAAUGGGUAUACCUAUUUGGAGGAACCAGAAUAUAUGCAUCUGACAUACGCCGAUGAAGUUGGCCACAGGACACAAGUACUAAAGCGAAAAACUAGAUCAAGCUCUAAUUACAGUUUAGAUUCCAGGUUAGAAAAAGCGCGAUUUGUUAUACGAAAUGAUGUUACAUUGAAGCGUCUGUUUCGAGAUUCUCGACUUGCUAUUGUAUUUACGCUCGAGUAUCUAAUUGGAGUUCCUGAAGAUGAUGCGACGAUAUCGUCUUCACAACGAGCGAUGAUUUGUUGGGGUGCAUGGUGUCCAUUCGGUAACCAUUAUGAUCCCAACAAUGUCACUGUAUUUUUUAUUGGUGGUCCUCGUGUCAGUCCCAAUCAGAAUUUGUCGUUCAAAAAUCUCUGUAAUCUUCGGCAAGCUAAUUUUACCCAUAGUAUUUCUGAUGAUUAUGUUUCACAGAUUCAACUAAAUUUUACUUUUUCUAUAUCAAAUCAGGAAAAAACUUCUUCAGCAAAUACUGCUUAUUAUUCAAGUAAAAGUUAUCGUGAUAUUAACAGAUCUCUAGAAGAACCGAGAGAGAAUUUUAUGCGGUCAUCUUUGAAAGCUCCGUCAAUGCCAACUUUGACCAACGGUGGAGAACAAGGUCCGAGUGCAGUUUUACUAACGAAAACUUCAAAACCUUACCAACUGCGAAAUCCAUUAUUUAUAACUAAACCGCUAACUCGAGUGUCAAACGUAAGUCGCAAAAUUCAAGCUCGUUUAGCUGAAAAAUCGUUUACUGAAAUUGUGGACUGCAAUGGAAAUAAACCCGCAUAUGUUGCCGUAGAGACAGACAGGGAGUUGGAUCUAGACAUCGAAAAAUACGACCAGCUUUCGACAAAUGAAGUCGUACUGCAAUUUCAAGCUUUGGCACUGAAUCCGUCGGGGUCAUCGGUUCUUGUCUCUCCUAGUCGUGUCUACUUUAACGUGUACUUUUAUCGUUUCCAGCCAAUAACAACUGACAGAAUGCUUCUAAAGUUUGAUGAUGAAGAUGAUGGCGAUGUGAUAAUGAAAAAUGGCUAUCAUUUGGGGAUUUUGCAUCGGCUUGACGUCUACGAAAAUCUGAUUGACACGGAUGACUGUGGCUUAACGAUAAAAUUUACGGUGGAUCAAAGCUCUUUACGGGAUGGUGAAGAAGAUGACUUUAUACUUUACCUGUUAAACAAUGACCUGAUCAUAGAAGUAUGGGAUGCUGAUUCGCUGUUACUGUUUGGUUUAACGACAAUUCCGUUAAAAUUUUUACUGAGACAAAGUCGAGAAGCAGUGAUGACUAACAUACAGGCAAAGGUAAAUCACUCGGCGAUUCCAGGUUUUAUUCAACAAACGGCAAUACUGUUUCUGAGAACUGCAUGUAUCGGCUACUCAUCUAAUAAUCUUGGAGGACAUAGUAAAAGCAAAACAAGUGCCUUGGUUAGCCGACGUUUGAAGCGUCUUGGUCAAAACGAGUUGAAUUCCUACAGAAUUCGAGCCAAACCCUUGAAUCCCAUUCAUGACAGUGCUAUGCAACGUUUUAUGGCUCUUCAAAAGUUAGAUAUAAAACAGCGGUAUGAAGAAGUUUUUCGAAAUGAUAAUGUCUCAAAACUUUAUAGAAAUCGAGAAUUUCAAGAAAACAACGUGGUUGUCAAACCAUCGGUUAAAAAUCUUAUCUUUCGCGAAGAAUUGGAAGCUUACAAACAGAUGCGUAAUGAAACAAAACCAAAUAAGCUGCUAAAAGCUGUCUUCAAUUCAAUUACCACUGAACACAGAAUCUUUCCAGCUUAUGGACAAGUUGAGUAUUUCGAAUUUCUUCUACAAAAUACCAUAGCUGAGCCAAUUAAUGUGGUCGUUGAAAUUACUGAUCCAUCCUUGAAGCUGGUUCGCGACACAGAAAUGUGGUCAUUUCUGAAACGCGUCUGCAACAUCUAUUCUGCGGUUGAGAAAGAUCUACUUCACGUGACAAAGAAUGAAGACGAUUCUAUUUUUGUGCAUAUAUUCUUAAAUCCAAUGGAAUCUGUUUAUGUGCCAUUCGUUUACGACGGAUUCUUACUACCCGAAGAUCAAGUAAUAUUCAAAAAAUGGGAUGAUGGUGAACCGAUUGCUAUAUUGGAAGUGUAUGUUGAGAUGCGUAACCAUAUUCUGGGUCAAAUACAUCACUUUUAUGAAGAAGCGGAAGCAAAAGUUGUGAAGACAAUUGAAAUCAAAAGAAUCUCAAGAUAUAGUAUUUUAGAUGGUCGUGUAAUUCAAAGCCUUCGUUGCUCAGAUCCAAACGUACUGGUAGCGCUGCGGAAGGCGUCUGAUGGAACCCAAGCACUUCAUUUCUCUUGCCAUACGGGUCCGGCAGCAUCUACUCGAACAUUUACAGUACUCUUCUAUGGAGACAAAUAUAAAUUUCAACUUCUUUCUACAUGGAACAUUCAUAUACAUGCAGCGUAUCGGUUAAACGUCAACGCUAUACAAGCCCAAUUGAUUAAAAUACCACUUACUAUACAGUCAAAUCAACUUUUCCGACUAUUUUCAUCUACAACGCUUAUCGAUGUUACUGCAUCGCAGCAGCCGUUUAUGGGGACUAAACCAGAUUCUCAAACAACAACCGCUUUAUUUACUCCCAAUUUUUCUGGUGAGAGGGUUUUUAUGUUAUCGGCUGUUAGCGUUAGUUCUCGGCAACUUCUGGGACAAUGGUUGAUAUAUGCAUUUGUUAAACGGCCAAACAUUGUCAAAACAUUUGAAAUCUCGAUGUUAACAAAUACAGUGGAAAAAAAAAAGAUUAUGAUUGGUAACGAAUACGGUGUCACCAAAGAAUAUCGUAUCAUUUCUUCACAGCCACAAAUUUUACACGUAGAAAGUGAUUAUAUUAUCCUGAAAGCCAAAGAAUCUGUCUCAUUGUCGGUGACAUUUCUGCCAUAUAAGAAAGCUGAAGCUGUUGAGGUUUUACUCUUCGUCAUUAACGCUGACGAUGAACUGGAAGAAGAAACGUACCUUUUCAGUAUUUUGUACAUUACUGAAUAA
Enterobius vermicularis (human pinworm) is the source of this 3900-nucleotide messenger RNA. The record is from the annotation of a GenBank genome assembly. Lineage: Eukaryota; Metazoa; Nematoda; Chromadorea; Rhabditida; Oxyuridae.